ACCAGUCGCCAGCACGAUGGCUUUCUUCAAGGCUGCCGUAUUCCUGGUUUGUGUGGUCCUCGCAGCGGCCGGGUCGGUGAGCAAAUUGAAGGGGGCCCUGAUCAGAGCCUGGAGGGACCAGGACCCAAGCAACCCCAAGUACGAGAGUCUGGCGCACUACGCAGUGUCUACCCAAGUCGAAGGUCGAGAGUACUACGACACGGUCCUCGGGAUCUUGGAGGUGAAGACUCAGAUUGUGGACGGCGUGAUGUUCAUGUUGAAGUUUACAACGACUCAAUCGACGUGCAAGAUCGAAGCCGGCGUGGAAUACUCCAAGCUGAACUGCCAUCCCAGGACAAGCAAGGUUGAAAAUGUAUGCACCGCAGUCGUCUACACGGUUCAACGGCAGAAGAUCAAACGGGUUGUGUACUACAUAUGCGAAGAUCCUGAGAGCGAAUUGACGGCGGCCCCGUUCGGAGCCUGGAAGACGCAGGCCCGAAUCGACCCCAAGUACGAGAGUCUGGCGCACUACGCAGUGUCCACCCAAGUCGAAGGUCGAGAAUACUACGACACGGUCCUCGGGAUCUUGGAGGUGAAGACUCAGGGAUUAUCGGGGCUCUCCGGUCAGGCGUGUCACCGCGCAGAUCCGCUGCUAAAACUCUAA
This is a messenger RNA of Ixodes scapularis (black-legged tick), 643 nucleotides long. Its product is annotated as salivary cystatin-L-like. Gene Ontology annotation, molecular function: cysteine-type endopeptidase inhibitor activity. NCBI's taxonomy places the organism in Eukaryota, Metazoa, Arthropoda, Arachnida, Ixodida, Ixodidae. The record is from RefSeq and is a predicted model, not a curated record. The transcript is spliced from 4 exons. Bases 17 to 643 code for a protein of 208 amino acids.